AUGAAGCUCUCGAGCUCGCAGCUGCGGGCUGCGGCGCUGGCGGUGGCCAUGUUCGCCUCUGCCGCUCUGUCGGAGCACACGAGCAAUUGGGCUGUGCUGGUGUGCACGUCGCGAUUCUGGUUCAACUAUCGCCAUCUAGCAAACGUGCUUUCCAUUUACAGAACGGUAAAACGACUGGGCAUUCCCGAUUCACAGAUCAUCCUAAUGCUACCCGACGAUAUGGCAUGUAACCCUCGCAACGCAUUCCCGGGCACCGUCUACAGCAACUCCGAUCGAGCCGUUGAUUUGUACGGAGACAACAUCGAAGUCGACUACCGCGGCUACGAGGUCACAGUUGAGAACUUUAUCCGGCUUCUGACAGACCGUGUUGGCGAUGAGAUGCCUCGUAGCAAGCGCCUACUGACUGACGAUCGAAGCAACAUUUUGGUCUACAUGACUGGACACGGCGGAAACGAGUUUCUCAAGUUUCAGGACGCCGAAGAAAUUGGCUCAUUUGACCUUGCAGAUGCUUUCCAACAGAUGUGGGAGAAGAAGAGGUAUGCAAAUAUAUAUCACGAGAUCCUAUUCAUGAUUGACACUUGUCAAGCAAACACCAUGUACAGCAGACUGUACUCGCCGAAUAUCAUCGCCACAGGAUCCUCCGAAUUAGAUCAAUCGUCGUAUUCGCAUCACGCCGAUAACGACGUCGGUGUUGCGGUUAUCGAUCGAUACACCUAUUACAAUCUAGAGUUUCUCGAGAACCAAGUCAAGGAUUUGAACAGCCCAAAGACUGUAGGCGAACUAUUCGACAGUUAUGACUACGAGAAGAUUCACUCGCAUGCUGGAGUUCGCUAUGACCUUUUCCCUGGUGGUGCUGAAGGUGCUCGCAGUCGCCUCAUCACCGACUUUUUCGGCAAUAUUCAGAACGUGGAAGUCGAUCGCGACUCUAGCUCAUCGCUGGAUGAGCAAUUAUUGGAACUAAGCAAGACUAUUGCUGUAUUGCGGGAGAAGGAGGCCGAAGAAGAUGCCGCUCGUAGAAAUGUGUCAUCGGUGCCGGCUAGCGUUCCCACUGAGCCAGUGGCCAAGAUUCAAGGCGCAACUGUUUUGACGGAUGAUAAGUGGUGGUCUAAAAAGGUUGCGGGUGCGACGGCUCUAGCUGGCUGCGGGUUAUUAUGGGCAAUUGGUUCCUUUUUGGAAAUAUGA
Messenger RNA from Pochonia chlamydosporia 170, 1182 nucleotides. RefSeq names its product peptidase c13 family domain-containing protein. The transcript is spliced from 2 exons. NCBI's taxonomy places the organism in Eukaryota, Fungi, Ascomycota, Sordariomycetes, Hypocreales, Clavicipitaceae. Gene Ontology annotation, cellular component: GPI-anchor transamidase complex. Gene Ontology annotation, molecular function: GPI-anchor transamidase activity. Bases 1 to 1182 code for a protein of 393 amino acids. The record is from RefSeq and is a predicted model, not a curated record. Gene Ontology annotation, biological process: proteolysis; attachment of GPI anchor to protein; protein localization to cell surface.